Molecule: messenger RNA, 354 nt
Organism: Mesorhabditis spiculigera
Lineage: Eukaryota; Metazoa; Nematoda; Chromadorea; Rhabditida; Rhabditidae
Source: the annotation of a GenBank genome assembly
AUGAUGACCGAUCUGCAUGAGAUGCUCGAAAAGGCGAUGGCCAAAACAAAAGACUACGACAGCGCCGUGUUCGCACGCCGUAUGCGCAGCUUCAACGAGCUGGACACGGCGCCGGAGUGGCUGAACAAGCUGAAGUGGCAAUUCGACGAUAUUGGACCGUACGAUACUGAUACCGCCUACAUCGUCGCGGUAAAGGGACGCACGAACCACACCGGCUAUUGGGCCAGCCUAGAACGCGAAGUGCCGCUGCAAGAAGACACCAAACUGUGCAAGAGCUUCGUCUGGCGCAACCCGACAAACCGAUGGUCGCACGAUUGGGAUGAGACCGUCCAAAAGACGGUUGAGAUGCUGAAG